AUGAUCUGGGCUAUAUUCUACGGAUUCUUUGUUGGCUCUGCGAUAUCGCUGCUUAUUUUCGGAUCUUUCCUCUAUUUUGGCCGUCGUAAUGUAUAUCAAGACUGGUAUCGCGGAAUGUACAAAAGAUACGGUGUCGAUGCAUCCGGAGUCACUGGAGGAGUUACAGGAAGCGCAUUCGGAACAACAACGACUGGAGUCGGAGGUUUGUCUACUAUUGGUGGUACCACUCUGGGUACGACCGGCGGCACUACGACUGGCGGUACUUCUGGUUUCACUAGUGGUUUUACGAGUGGCACGACUGGUGGAGAAACGAGCGGUAGCACUACGGGAGGCACAACCGGUGGCACGACCGAUGUCAGUGGCACUACCGGAGGCACAUCCGAUGUCAGCGGAACUACCGGUGGUACGGAUGUCAGUGGCACGACUGGAGGCACAACUGGUGGUGGUACCAGUACCGGAGGUGAUGUCAGUGGCACCUCUGGCACAUCUGCUGCUUUGUAA
Cylicostephanus goldi is the source of this 501-nucleotide messenger RNA. The record is from the annotation of a GenBank genome assembly. Lineage: Eukaryota; Metazoa; Nematoda; Chromadorea; Rhabditida; Strongylidae.